AACACAAUGCGUCGCUCAUACUCGCGCUCCCCAUCCCGGUCAAGAAAUUCUGAUCGGCGAUCGAAAACGUCUCGCCGACGAUCUAGGUCCAAAUCGAUAGACUAUGACAAAUAUCGCAGAAAGGGUGACGAUAAAAGCCGCCGUCAGGAUCGUUCCGAGACGCGUUCCAAAAGCCGAUCUGCAGCAGCUUCCUCAUCCACCUACCAGCGGGACAAAAAAUCGCCAUAUCGUAACAGAUCCAGAGAUAGAAGCUACACAACUAGUUCACGUAAGAGAUCCUCAUCUCGGGAGCGAUAUCGCGAGCGGAAAUCACACGAUCGGGCACGAUAUCGUUGUUCCUCCAGCAGUUCCAGCAGUUCAUCCUCCACAAGCUCCUCCAGUAGCAAUCGUACAAGCUCCUCGAAAUCAUCCAAAAGUUCGCACAAUCCAUCGCCAGCCAAAGUGAACACAGGUAAUAAUGAGAAAGCUUUUGUUUUUAAAUCCAUGUCCGAUACGUACGAUGAUCCAAUGAACAAGGUCUCAAAAAUGGAAGAACUGAACGCGGACGAGUUCGUCCCACAAACCUUCGUAUCAAGCAGAAAGGUAGCAUUAUCGGUACCGACCCAGAGCAGUAUAGUUAUAGAUUUGGAAGCGCAAACAAUUAAAGUACCCACUAACGAAAGCCCUGCAACAUAUGAAGAUCCUUUGUUUCACAGCAUGUUUUUCUCAAUCGAUGAUAACGAACGAAUGGCGCGAUGGGUUAAAAAACUGCAUCUUUUGCGCCAAUCAAUACAAUAGAUGUACGAUAA
This is a messenger RNA of Anopheles maculipalpis, 788 nucleotides long. Its product is annotated as luc7-like protein 3. Lineage: Eukaryota; Metazoa; Arthropoda; Insecta; Diptera; Culicidae. The record is from RefSeq and is a predicted model, not a curated record. Bases 7 to 777 code for a protein of 256 amino acids. The transcript is spliced from 2 exons.